AUGUUAGGUCACAACCCCAACACAAUCUAUCAGAUCACCAACUAUUACAAUGACAAAGUACAGGUGCGGAAGAACCACGUACAUAAAUCCGUCUAUAGGAUAGCCAAAGUUGUUCAAGAUGUGCUGAAAGAUGUGGAAAGUCAGGAGCCACGAUUUAUUUCGACUUUGGUCGAAAGCAAUGGACGCUACGAUGGGCUCAUCGUUCACUCUCCUCACGAAUAUGAAGCGAUCCUUUAUUUGAAUCAAAUGGGAGUGUUCAAUUUCGUCGACGAUGGAUCCAUCCAGGGAUGUGCUGUUCUUAAAUUAAGUGAUGGACGAAAACGUUCUAUGUCUCUAUGGGUAGAGUUCAUAACAGCUAGUGGCUACUUAUCGGCACGGAAAAUCCGCAGCCGAUUUCAGACCCUUGUAGGGCAAGUAGUCGAGAAGCCACCAUUUAGAGAAUACUGCAAGCUCUUAACCGAUACUAGCGACGUGCGCCUGAGAGUCGAUGACAAAUACGUGGUCCAAAUAACAUGUGCCUUCCGAUGCAAUGGAAUUUGGCCGCGAUCUGCGAGCCAUUGGCCAAACAACACCAUUCCGUGGCCUAAUCCCGCCGUCGCGAACGAAGGUUUCGACUUGACAAGCCGAGAAACGGGUACUGUUCCAGCACAGCAAAAUAAGCAAACGAGUUCAAUGGAAGGAGACGCUUGGGCAAUGAAUCUCGUCGGUGCUGAAAACGUCUUACUAUCGGGAAAUCGGAGAAAAGCUCUUAGCAUUCUAAAGUGUCUUCGUGAUACACAUCUCGACUUUCCGGGUACUCCAAUUACCAAUUACAUUCUCAAAACGUUGAUGCUUUACGAAUGUGAGAAGCAUUGCAAUGAUUUCGAGUGGGAGGACAACUGCAUUGGUGAUAGAGUUAUUGGUGUCCUUCUACAGCUGGUCAGUUGUUUGCAAUGUCGGCGCUGCGCACAUUACUUUCUCCCUCAACUUGAUCUGUUACGUGGGAAACCUCACCAUCUGCUGGACCAGAGCUCGAAAAUGGCAUGGAAUCUAGUACGUCAGCUAAUGCUCAACGCUCGCGCACUGGAAAGCUUAUAG
Angiostrongylus costaricensis is the source of this 1077-nucleotide messenger RNA. The record is from the annotation of a GenBank genome assembly. NCBI's taxonomy places the organism in Eukaryota, Metazoa, Nematoda, Chromadorea, Rhabditida, Metastrongylidae.